AAUGAACAAAGAAAAUUAUUGUUGUCCCUUGAUUUUGUAAUAUAAAGACUAACUCCUAACUUGCUUGUGCAAUAUUUUAAAAGAAAGUUGGUGUAUGAGGAAUGAAACAAUGAAGGAGGUUUUCCAUAUCAAUAUGCACUUGAAGAAGCAAUAUUAAUAUAUAGGGCUCCUUUCAAACUUUAGAGCCACUCCCUCAAUCGUACUUUUUCAAUUUUUAAUACACAGGAGAUUGAGGACGAAGGAAAUGAGAGCACUGAAUCUUCAUCAACUGGAGUUGAAGACACUAGCAUUGGAGAUGGCGAGGACAUACUUGCACUAGAUUCCAAGGUAGUUGAACAAGAUGAUAAGAUGACUGAAGGCAAGCCAGGAAUAGUGGCAAGCCAAGGAAUCCAAGUACAAGAAGGGCUGAACCUUUUGCAUAAACAAGAGGGAAUAGAUUUUGUUCCUAACAACAACAUUGACAUUUCUUCAGAUAUCCGUACAAGAUUGGGAGCAUAUAAACAUUUUGUUGAUCUGGAUGAUGCACAGAUUUCUCUUCUGGUGGAGGCAAUUACUUCAUAUCCUCAUCUCUGGAAUGCUUCCAAGAAGUUUAGUGAUCGUUUUCAAGCUUGGAGGUUGAAAAUUUUGGCAGAUAUGUUGUCUUUCCUUCAGAAGGAAAGUGUCCAUAGUGUUAUUCCUCAAAGAGAAAAAGAGUUCUAUAAACUAUGUGAAGAAGCUAUUUUAGUUGGAUUUGAGAGUUCAUGGGUAGAGAAAAUGCGUCAACGUGUUGUGGCAAGGAAUCCUAAGCUGGGAGAGGACAUUGCACGGAGACAAAUAAAUGAGAAUUCUAAGAGCAAUUUAAGCUUGUUAAACAGGUAUAGUAGUGGGGACGUUGUUGAAGAAAGUGAUGGGCCUAAGAUUAGAUUGGAAGAAGGUUCUGACUUGGUUGAUAAAGAAGGUGAAAUAGGUGUUGCUUCUAAUGACAACAUUGUGGCUAUGAGAAAUGAAGAAGCAGAGAAGGAAUUUGAGUACCAAGAAUAG
Messenger RNA from Vigna radiata var. radiata (mung bean), 1020 nucleotides. RefSeq lists its product as uncharacterized. The record is from RefSeq and is a predicted model, not a curated record. Lineage: Eukaryota; Viridiplantae; Streptophyta; Magnoliopsida; Fabales; Fabaceae. The coding region runs from base 349 to 1020 and encodes 223 amino acids. The transcript has 3 exons.